UUUCGUUCUCUGUUUGCCUGCACCAACACCCAGGUGACUGUAAAAUAUUGCUAUUCACACCUUGAUAUUCUAUUGGUCCGCUGAGCUGUGAUAAGGUAGAGGGACGUGCCCUAUGCACACCCUUUGCUGUUUAGGCUACUUCGUAUACCUGUAAAUGUGUCUCUCACCUUGUGGAGGUCCUCGCUCAGGUACCUCCAAAUGUUUACCUUGAAGACAAAAUAAACUUCUGCACAUGAGAAAAGGCCUUGUCUUAAAAUGUUGCCCACUCUGUUAUCCUUUACCGUAGGGUGCCAUGGCACAGGACGGUCCAGCAAGUUUAUAUUCUUUAUGUUUGUUUUUGGAACGAUGCUGUUCUGUGCUGGGUUUGUGCUUUCUAUCUUUGGUUUCCAGACAUGCCAGAUGAACACCUUCUACACCUGCAGCAUGACAUUUAAAGUGAUGGGACCCGCACUCUCCGUGAUUGGCUUGGGAUUGGUCUUGCUGGCCAGGUCGAAAGCCAGGCUGGAGCAAAGAAGGAGAGAAUUAGAAGGAAACCAAACUGAUCCGGACAGCUUCUUCCUCUGCGGUGAAAGUCGUCAGUUUAUCCAGUUUCUCAUAUUUGGAUUUCUGUUCGUGACCAGUGGAAUACUUAUAAGCGUGUUAGGGGUGUGGAUACCUGGCUGUAACAUAACAUCCCCAAACGUUAAUGGAACGGAAAUAAGUUCCAGGAGCUGUGGAUUUCUUUCCCUGCAAAUUAUGGGACCCCUGGUUGUCCUCAUUGGGUUGUGUUUCUUUGCUGUUGCUCAUAUUAAGAAAAAACACCAUCUCGCUGACAGUAAUGACUCUAUUGAUGAUGAUGAUGAUAUCCAGGCUCCCACUGAUGAGCCAUUUCACAUAACUGUAGGUGAUACAGUCAUAGUCUUCCCACCACCACCACCCCCAUAUUUUGCAGGAACUUCGUCAGCUACUCCGAGGCAGGGGUGCGGUACAACGCCUAUGAAUGAAAAUCCACCUUCUUAUAGCAGUAUUUUCUUUCGAAGAACUCCUCAUGAAGGUCGCAGUAGUGUUCGAGAAACUAUAUACACUAUUCCUCUACCUAGUCAUUCUGCGGAUUCCAAUGCAUUUUGUCCAUUGGACCCACCACCAAAGUAUGAAGAAAAAGAUCCUUCGAAGCCUGAUAAUGAAGAACCUUCAUCCUCUGAGCCAGAUGCACCAUCACAGGGUUCUUCUCAUAUAGGCCAAAUAGACUAACUGAAUAACAAUUCCAUUUUGAAUGUGUGGUUUUUAUUUGAUUCAAGUCGAGUGGUUGGACUUUCCUGGAAUUUUUUUCUUUGCCUCUAAGGUAUUAUGACAUU
This is a messenger RNA of Pelobates fuscus (common spadefoot toad), 1334 nucleotides long. It is a transcript of the gene TMEM171, whose product is annotated as transmembrane protein 171. The record is from RefSeq and is a predicted model, not a curated record. Bases 256 to 1230 code for a protein of 324 amino acids. Lineage: Eukaryota; Metazoa; Chordata; Amphibia; Anura; Pelobatidae. The transcript has 4 exons.